Messenger RNA from Astyanax mexicanus (Mexican tetra), 1825 nucleotides. RefSeq lists its product as uncharacterized. Gene Ontology annotation, cellular component: membrane. Lineage: Eukaryota; Metazoa; Chordata; Actinopteri; Characiformes; Acestrorhamphidae. The record is from RefSeq and is a predicted model, not a curated record. The transcript has 6 exons. Bases 259 to 828 code for a protein of 189 amino acids.
AGAAGUGGGCGGGGCUUGGCCAGAUCCACAGGCUGGGUGCUGUAUUCUGGAUUAGUGUGAGAGUUACUGAGUGUUUCAGCUGAACUGAAGAAAAGUAAAGAUAUUUUUUCUUCUUUUUCUUUUUUAAAAAUAAAAUAUUUUGUUACUUCCUUUUAUCGCUGCAGUCGCGCAGCCGGACCGAGCGUUUCUGCAGUCGCGCUGCGCAGAUGUGAAUUCCCCACACAGGAAACUGACUGUGUGUGACAGUGUCGUCUCAUCAUGGCGCGCGCCAGUAUUGCCAUGAACAUCAUCGAGGAAAACCCGCACCAUCCAACCACCGACAAUCAGCCGCUCAUCAAAUACUACAAAGCAACCACCCUGAUACCUGAUAAACCACCCGCCCUGCACCGCCUGCUGGAUAAACAACCUGCAGCCUGGGCUUCUGUGCAGAUCACCAGUGGUAUACUGAGUUUUGGACUGGGCGUGGUUUUCGCGGUGGCGUUUGGGAUGGAGGAACUGCUCCUCACGCUCUUCAGGGUUCCAAUCCUGACUGGAAUCAUGUUUCUGGUUGCUGGGUUUCUGUCGAACCUGCUGUAUAAACACCCCGGCCUGCUGCAGAUCUGCUUCCACUCCAACAUACUGUGUUUAGUGGUGGCUGCAGUCGGGGUCGUGCUGCUGUGUGUGGAUUUAGCCAAGAAUCAGGAGGACCUGCGCUUAAAGGUGGAGGUGGUGGUGCUGUGUGUGACGGUGUUGGACAUGCUGGUCUCCAUCAUUCUGAUCAUCUUCAUACGCAUGGAGAAACUCAACCUGGAGAAAAACAGCGCCUCCUCUGGAGCUCACCGGGAAUAACCUCAACCUGGACCACCUCCGUUAAAAAAACACCAGACUGGAUGCCAAGGAUUUCUAUAGAUAUUCUUACAUGUUUAUUGAGUUUAUAUCGUUAACAAUCAGCCAUAACAUUGAUACCACCUUCCUGGUACCAUGGAAACAGCUUUAACCCCUUAGUUUUUCUCACAAUUAAUGCGUUUUUGUCGGCCCUGACUGACCAGGGCUCUAAUGCGCUCAGAGACUCCUUUUCCCAGCAUUCUCACUCUAUGAACUACAAUGUCUCAUCAAGUCACGUGACUCCCCGGCGUUCUGGUUCACCAGGCUAUUGAUUACCACCUGGAGUUUUUAGUAUAAAUACCCCUCUGUUUGCUUAGUCUCGAGUAUUGAAUCUAGGUUUGCUAGUUGACGCAUUUCUCUUCUGUUAUUUUUUAACUCGAUUAUCGUUUAUCAUUUACUCUUUCUUGAAUUGCCCUGUUUCUUGUUUCUUGUUGUUUGAUUGUUGGUAUGUUGAUUUUAAGUUUGGUGCCCUUUGGUUGCUGACCCCGCCCACUUUUGACUAUCCUUAUAUAUAUAUAUAUAUAUAUAUAUAUAUAUAUAUAUAUAUAAUCUUUUUGUUAAUAAUAAACUGUGUGAACUCUGUCAGAGUGUGUCUCUCCUGGUCCUGGUGUUGGUUACAGUUUUACUGAAUAUACAGUUGCAAGAAAAAGUAUGUGUCAUGUCCUGUCUGUUCUCUUGUCUGUAUGUUCUCAUGUGACCCGGCUCCUCUGUGUUUCCUUCCCAGUGUUUUUCCACUCACCUGUGUUCAUUUGUAGCUCCGCCCCUUCGUCCCAGGUGUUUCCUGUUUCCUGUGUGUGUGCACCUCUAUUUAAGGUCUGUGUUCCAUUUCCCCGGUGUCGAUCCUUGUACGUUUAUCGUCUGUCAGGGCUCUAUGUGUUCCCCGGUUUCCUCAGUCCUGUUUUCAGUUUAUUCCAUGUGUAUUUUGUAUUUGUUUUCUUUAAUAAAUCCCUUUUUGUUUGCA